AUGGAUAAUUUAUUAGAAGAGAAAUGUUCUGAACAUGAAUUAGAAUUUAUAGCAGUUAAAAUUGGGUUGAAUAAUAAAGACUAGAAUAAAUAUUUAUGUCCUCAAUGUUUAAUUGAAUUAAUCGAUCCCAAAGAGUUGAUAUUAAUUAGAGAGGCAAAACGAUAAAUACGGAAUAAAAAAGACUAAAUUUCAAAAAGUAUUGAAGAAGAAUGCAAACAAAAAAUAAACUUAGCUACUAAUCUGAAAAAUAGUCUUUAAGAGCUGAAAGGCCCGUUAGAAUAACUAUUUACAAAAAUCAAUGAAGAAAUUGAUUAAUUUAAAAAUUAAACUGAAAAGCAAAAGUAAGAAAGAUUAGCUGAGGAAGAAAGUAGAUAGUCAUAAUUGAAGCAUUAAGAAAAUGAUAUCUUAUUGAUAAAGUCAUUGCUUAAUUAAUUUUCAUUUUGCCAAAUAUCUAGUCUUUCAAAAUAAAAGAUUAUAGAAAUUAUUCCACAGUCUUAUGAUAUAUCAAAAUUACAAAUCGAAACUGAUGAUGAAAGAAUUAAAAAGAUCAAAGUAAUUAUUGUUUUUAAUUAAGCUUACCCCAUCUUUGAAGUUUCGAUGUGAAAGUCAUGAUUAAGAAAUUAUUAUGGUCUAAAUUGAUAACAAAAAUAGCCUCUAAAGAUUAUCUUGUGUUUAAUGUAUUUCAGAAAAUGAAGGAAAGUAUAUUACACUUUAGUAAUUGUAGAAAUCUAUUGAAGAUUAUUAUUAAUAAUCUGAAAAAUCAUUAAAAUAUUGUAAAUAUAUUAAGGAGUAGUAGAAAAAUUAUAUAAUAAAGCUCUGUUAGGAAUAAAUUAGAUAAUUGGAAGUAAAUUUUAAGAAUUUUGAAAAAAUAAUAGAAAAAAAUUUAUAAUUUAAAGAUCAAAAUAUCCAUCUAUUAGAAUAAGAAUAAUUAACAUAAAUAUUAAUGCCCAUAUAUUAAAAUAACAAUACAGACCAUUAUUUAAUAAUAAUAGAAAAAUAAUUAGAAUAGGACAAGUAAUUGUAUGCCAAGUUUGUAUAAUAAUUGUAAGAAUUUACAUAUUUCAAUAUUCAAUAAUAAUUUGAUUACCAACUCAUUUUGACAAAAUUAGAAAAUCUUAACGAGGAUGAAAUAUCAAAUUAAUAGUGUGUAUAAAAUGAUUUAGAAAUUGUUUAUUUACAAUAUUAAAUUAAUAGCUUUCUAACAGAAUCGAAAGAAUUUAGUUUAAAUGAAAAACUUAAAUAAUUAUUAUCAAAUCGUGGUUAUUUAAAGGAUGUUUAAGAAUCAUUAAUAGAAAAUGUUUAUUCAGUAUAAGAUAGAUUAUAAGAAUAAUAUUAGAAAAGCAGAGCAGAACAAGGAAUUUCAGAGUUUAAUACUGAAACAAAAAUAGAAUAUCUAGAAACGCUAAAGGCCAAACUCAAUUCCGUUUCAUUAUGUAAUUAAGUAAAAAAAGAAAUUCUAGUUUAAAUUGAUAAUGCAACUGCAAGUCUUGUUAAGGAAAUAAAUUAGGUUGCAUUUUCAAUAUUAAUUUUAGUAUAAGUAAAAUAUUGCUCAACUUGAGUAAACUAAUUAAAAACUUCAGUAGGAAACCUUAUCAUCAAUAUUUUCAAAUUCUUAUCAGCCUUAAUUUAAUAGUAGUUAUAAGUUUUCGGCCUUUUCAUUAGUUAGCCCAAAAUUAGUUUAAGGUAGCAAUUUUAAACAUUUAAUUAGCUUCUUCCGGAGGAUUUGGAUUAGCUGUUAUGCAGCCUCCAUUGCCUAAAGAUAAAAUUACAUAAUUCAUAAUCAAAAUAAAUGUAUUUAUUAUUUUUUCUAUGAAAGAAAUUUAAUGACUGGGCAGGAGUUGGUGUUUGCCAUUUGUAAACAGCCUAAAGCUUCAAUUAUAAUAUGAGUGCAAAUUAUUAAUCAACUAACCACAACACUUAUAUAGCAUGCGCUGGUGGAUAUNAGAUUAUCUUGUGUUUAAUGUAUUUCAGAAAAUGA
Paramecium octaurelia is the source of this 1978-nucleotide messenger RNA. Lineage: Eukaryota; Ciliophora; Oligohymenophorea; Peniculida; Parameciidae. The record is from the annotation of a GenBank genome assembly.